Molecule: messenger RNA, 1823 nt
Organism: Manihot esculenta (cassava)
Lineage: Eukaryota; Viridiplantae; Streptophyta; Magnoliopsida; Malpighiales; Euphorbiaceae
Product: omega-3 fatty acid desaturase, chloroplastic
Exons: 8
Coding region: 195-1556 (453 amino acids)
Biological process (GO): lipid metabolic process
Molecular function (GO): oxidoreductase activity, acting on paired donors, with oxidation of a pair of donors resulting in the reduction of molecular oxygen to two molecules of water
Source: RefSeq, a predicted model, not a curated record
AUAUACAGCUAGAGGGAUAGGGAUAGAGAUAGAGAGGACAAGCAACAAGAAGCACAAGUUGAGAUUUAGUAGUUGCAAGUGGAGGAGAGAAAUUCUUGUGUUAUCUCUUCCUCUUUUUCUCUUUCAAAUUUUUUGGGGUCCUUCCUUUUUCUUUCUUUUUAUAAAUACUUGAUUAAUCGGUCUCUGGUUCUUCAAUGGCUGCUUCCUGGGUCUUAUCAGAAUGCGGCCUGAGUCCUCUCCCCAGAAUUUACCCUCAACCCAGAACUGGCUUUGCAUCAAAGAACACCAAUCUUCUCAAGCUCAGACCAUUACCAGUUUCAACAAGCCACAACCUCGGUUCUUCUUUUAAGGUUUCAAGUUGGUCCAAACAGAGGAACUGGGCAUUAAAUGUUGCAGCUCCUGUAAAUGUUACUACUGUGAGCAGAGAGGAGGAUGAAGAAAGAGAGGAAAUUAAUGGAGUUGAUGAUACAGAACGUGAAUUCUUUGACCCUGGUUCUCCCCCACCUUUUAAAUUGGCUGAUAUAAGAGCAGCCAUACCAAAACAUUGUUGGGUUAAAGAUCCAUGGAGAUCUAUGAGCUAUGUUGUGAGAGAUGUGGCUGUGGUUUUUGGAUUGGCUGCUAUUGCUGCUUAUUUUAACAAUUGGGUUGUUUGGCCUCUUUACUGGUUUUGUCAAGGGACGAUGUUUUGGGCUCUUUUUGUUCUUGGCCAUGAUUGUGGUCAUGGGAGCUUUUCAAAUAAUGCAAAGCUGAACAGUGUGAUGGGUCAUCUCCUUCAUUCUUCAAUCCUUGUUCCUUACCAUGGAUGGAGAAUUAGCCACAGAACCCAUCAUCAAAACCAUGGACAUGUUGAAAAUGAUGAAUCAUGGCAUCCAUUGUCUGAAAAAAUCUUCAGAAGCUUGGAUAAUGCUACAAAGAUGUUGAGAUUCACUUUGCCUUUCCCCAUGCUUGCCUACCCUUUCUAUCUGUGGAGUAGAAGCCCUGGAAAAAAGGGUUCUCAUUUUCAUCCAGACAGUGAUUUGUUUGUCCCAAAUGAGAGAAAAGGCAUUGUUACCUCAACAGCCUGUUGGACAGCAAUGGCUGCAUUACUUGUGUGCUUAAACUUUGUAAUGGGUCCUGUCCAAAUGCUUAAACUCUAUGGCAUCCCUUAUUGGAUUUUUGUCAUGUGGUUGGACUUUGUGACCUAUUUGCAUCACCAUGGCCAUGAGGACAAACUUCCCUGGUACCGCGGAAAGGAAUGGAGUUAUCUGAGAGGAGGGCUUACAACUCUUGAUAGAGACUAUGGAUGGAUAAACAACAUCCACCAUGAUAUUGGAACUCAUGUGAUUCAUCAUCUCUUCCCUCAAAUCCCACACUAUCACUUAAUAGAAGCAACUGAAGCAGCUAAGCCUGUGUUAGGCAAAUAUUACCGGGAACCGAAGAAAUCUGGACCUCUGCCAUUUCACUUGCUGGGAAGUCUUAUAAGGAGCAUGAAACAAGAUCACUAUGUAAGUGAUACUGGAGAUGUUGUGUAUUAUCAAACAGAUUCUAAUCUGUUUGGAGGUGAGAAAAAAGAGUGAAGCUGCUUAAGUAUUUUUUUUUUGUGUCACAAGUAAAAGCAUUACAAGCCUAGAUUCUUUGUAACCAGUGAUUUCAACUUCUGACAACAGCAAGAUAUUGCAUUAGAGCCACUGGGGACAGCCAUUCUGCCCCACAUAAUGUAUUGUUUCUGGUUCGUAUUUGAUAAGAGAGAUUGCAGAUAGAUAAUGUUAGCCAAUUAUGUUGUAAUAUGGGCACAAAAGGGCUCACCAUAUUAUGUGUUUUAUGACAAAAUCUCAAUCUUUCAA